This is a messenger RNA of Myzus persicae (green peach aphid), 960 nucleotides long. RefSeq lists its product as uncharacterized. The transcript has 4 exons. The record is from RefSeq and is a predicted model, not a curated record. Bases 1 to 552 code for a protein of 183 amino acids. NCBI's taxonomy places the organism in Eukaryota, Metazoa, Arthropoda, Insecta, Hemiptera, Aphididae.
AUGCCGCCGGAGAAAAGGUAUGGUAAAAAAGGUCCUUGUCACAGAAGAGAAAUCGGAUGUACAAAACAACCUUUUGAUGAAGCCGCCUAUCACUCUCUGGCCGGCACAACCGGAUCGUCCCUUCAGCAGUGCAUGAGCACCUUCCUCGAUAACCCAGAGACAGCUGCGAGUCAGUCGGCACCAGAAGAUGAUUACGUUUCUUUCAUGGUCUAUCUGCGAACAAACGGUGUCUGGAAAUCCGUGAGCGACGUGUUCAGGAUGUUAAACGAAACUAGGCCCAAAGAUCCGAUCGGGUUUUUCAAGGCGAAUGUAAAGAUCAAUAACAUCGACAGCAGAGCCAUCGAAAAAACUCGUCGAGAAAUCGCAGAAGCCGAGGAAAAGCUAAAGAUUCUAAGACACGACAAACUUGUGUUGACGGCUAAUUUAGAUUUACUGGACAAGAGAAUUCGUCUGAACCGAGAACCAAAUUCGGGCGUCGUCGGGAGCACAGCGGUCGUGGAGGACAACAACGAAAUGAUUUCCGAAAUGCUCUCUCAUUCCGAUCACGUAUAGGUGCGACGGACGAGUACAAAAUAUAGCUGUGACGACGUACUUAGAACAAACGGACUAAGAAAAUAAAAAAUUACUGUCCACGCGUGCAGCAACGAUUCGUAUCGGUCGUACUACUUAAUAGACUAUACCUAUUAUAUUAUUAUACAGUUAUUAUUAUUGUUUAUUAUAUUAUAUUUUGAUGAUAAACUCGCGCUCAGUCCUAAUAUAGGUAUGACGGUCGGUUGUUCACACUUGCCUUCACGACGAUUUUAUAUAUUCAUCAGGUGGCCGUUACAUAACUAUAGCUAUAUGUAGUAGUACCUACCUACAAUGUACGUUUUUUUCUCGUACUGACGCCAUAAAUACACGUAGAUCACUUCAUUUCAAUGGCAUCCGCAUCCGAAUUUAUUACACCGUCCAUCCUUACCU